CCACCUCGCCCCACGCUGCAAGUGGGGGGUGAGGCAGGACGUCUGGGCUCUCAACUCUGAUCGGUGCCAGCCCGUGUCUCGGUUUCCCCAGCAGUGCUGGCUAGCUGCGCCCCGUGGUGCUCACGGGGUCGCGGCCCCUUUAAGACCCCGGGGGGGGCGGGGCCUGAGGGUUUUGGCGGGAGCUGCGCUGCUGGUAACGGUGGGGUCCGCGGGGCGCCCCUAGGCCGGGCAAAAUGAACUGCGAGCUUCUGGCCACAUGCAGCGCCCUUGGGUGCCUGGAGGGCGACACCUACCACAAGGAACCCGACUGCCUUGAGAGCGUGAAGGACCUGAUCCGGUUUCUGCGCCAUGAGGACGAGACGCGUGACGUGCGGCAGCAGCUGGGGGCCGCCCAGAUCCUGCAGAACGACCUGCUGCCCCUGCUCGUGCAGCAUGCCAGUGAUGCCCAGCUCUUCGACGCCGUCAUCAGGCUGCUGGUGAACCUGACCCAGCCAGCCCUGCUGUGCUUCGGGAAGGUGCCCAAGGACCCUGGCGAGCGGCACCACUUCCUCCAGGUCACGUCGCACCUGCAGGCCUACAAGGAGGCAUUUGCUAAUGAGAAGGUUUUUGGGGUCCUCAGCGAGAAGCUCUAUGACCUGCUGCAGCUGGACUGGGAGCAGCGGCAGGAGGAGGACGCGCUGCUCAUCGAGCGCAUCCUGCUGCUGGUGCGCAACGUGCUGCAUGUCCCAGCCGAGCCCACGGAGGAGAAGAGCGUGGAUGAUGAUGCCAGUGCCCAUGACCGGGUGCUCUGGGCAGUGCACCUCAGCGGCAUGGAUGACCUGCUCCAGUUCCUGGCCUGUGCCACCAGUGAGGCCCAGUGGGCCUUGCACGUCCUUGAGGUCAUCGCCCUCAUGCUGCGCGACCAGACACCGGAGCAGCUGGCAGCCACGGGCCAGCCCCGCAUAGCGGCACAGCAGGAUGAGGACGCCCGGGAGCUGGAGGCCCUGAGGCAGCGGGAGAUGGCAGAGCGCAGGAGCCGCCUGCGGCAGCGUGGCACUAGGCACUCGCGCUUCGGCGGCUCCUACAUCAUCCAGGGCCUGAAGUCGAUCGGAGACAGAGACGUCGUGUUUCACAAGGGGCUGCACAACGUGCGUCACUACAGCUCAGACCUGGGCAAGCCAGGGGCCCGGGUGCCACGGCACCGGCAGCCCCCUCCCGAUCCGACCCCGCGGCGCCGUUCAGCCCGGAACGUGCGGCUCUUCCUGCGCGGCUUCUGCGAGGAUUUUCUGCGCUCUGGCUUCAACCGCCUCAUGGCCCUUGUCAAGGAGCAGCUGGGGCGGGCACGGGCGGAGGAUCACGAUGAGACCUUCUACCUCUGGGCCCUGAGCUUCUUCCUGGGCUUCUCGCGGGCACACGGAUUCCGGGCUGAGUUGGUGUCAGAGGCGCUCAGCGUUAGUGCCUUCCACACCGUGGAGCAGCAGCUGCGCCUCUGCUAUGAGAUGAUGCUGAUAGACAAGCCCCAGAUCCCUGCCUGGGCCCGCAGGAUGCACCUGGCGCUCAAGGCCUACCAGGAGCUGCUGCUGAGCCUGCAGGAGAUGGACCAGGCACCCGACCCAGCCGUGCGCCGCGGCAGCCACGUCCUCAAGAACAACAUCUUCUACGUGCUGGAGUUCCGCGAGCUCUUCCUCACGCUCUUCCGCAAGUUCAACGCAGCGCAGCAGCCCCGUGCCUUCCUGCGGGACCUGGCUGGGGCCACGCACCUCUUCCUGCGCCUGCUCGAGCGCUUCUGCCGCCAGCGCCGCAGCCUUGUCGUCCAGAACAAGAAGCAGCGCCGGAGGAAGAAGCCCCGGGCACGCCCGACCCCGGCCUCCCCCAGCCCCACCGAGCUGGAUGCUCUGUGGCCCAGGCUCGAGGCCCAGCUCCAGGUCUGCGCCCAGGAGCUGCCAGAGGAGGUGCCAGUGCCCUUUGAUGCUGCAGCUGAGACGCCAGUGGAGGAGCAGCGGGCGCAGGCCCUGGCGCGGAUCCAAACUGGGCUGGUGGCCGGUGAUGCUCCCCAUGCCCUGGCCCUCCUCCGCGCCUCCAGGGAGGUGUGGCCCGAAGGUGAUGUGUUUGGGGUCCCUGACGCCAGCCUGGAUGACGAGAUCCAGCUGCUGCAGCAGAUCCUCUCUGCUCCGCUGCCACGGCCAGCGGAGGCCGAAGUGGAGGAGCCGGAGGGAGGUGAGGACGAGGAGGAGGAUGAAGAUGAGGAGCUGGAGGCUGUCCGCGUGUCGGAGAAGGAGUUCAGCUUUCAGGACUACUUAAAGCGGUUCGCGUGCGUGCCGGUGCUGCGCGCCUACGGGCUGCUGCUGCGGGACUACGAGUGCAACGGGCCGCGCACCAACCACUACGUGGCGCGGAUGCUGCAGCGCCUGGCGCGAGGCCUGGGCAUGCCCGGCCUGCUUUGCCAGCUCUCGCUCUUCAGCACCUUCCGCCGUCUGCUGCACGACCCAGCUGCCCCCCAGGAGCUAGUGACCCUGGCCAAGUACGUGGUGGGGAAGUUCUUUGCGCUGGUGGCUGCCAACCAGAAGGCCUUCGUGGAGCUGCUGUUCUGGAAGGGCGUGGGCGCCGUGCGGGAGAUGACUGAGGGCUACGGCACCCAUGAACCCCAGGGUGCCCGACGCGGCCCCAUCUGGUCAGAGGAGGAGGAGGAGCAGCUGCGCCAGCUGUACCUGGAGGUCAAGAAGAGGAAAGACGACGAUGUCAUCGGCCACAUUCUGUCCCAUCUGCCCGGCCCUGCCCGCACCCGCAAGCAGGUGGUGAAGCACCUGGUGCAGCUAGGGCUGGCCCACAGUGCCCACGACUUUCCCCCACCCAGGAAGGGGACAAACAUAGUGCUGUGGACAGAGGAGCAAGAGCUGGAGCUACAGCGGCUCUUUGAGGAGUUUCAGGGCACGGAUGAUAUUCUGGGCAACAUCCUGCGGCACCUCACAGCCAGGCGGUCCCGGGCCCGCGUCAUGGACAAGCUGCUGAGCCUGGGGCUGGUGUCGGAGCGCAAAGAGCUCUACAAGAAACGCCGGAGGAAGCCAGGCCCAGGCCUGGACGAGCGCCCCCAGGAUGUAACUGUGGCUGGACGCCAGGAGGACGAGGAUGAGGAGGGCAACAUGGGCGAAGAGGAGGAGGAGGAGGAGGAAGGCCGCAUGGAGGCAGAGGUCGGGGAGCUGGUGCCCACAGGGGAAGCCCCGGAGCUGGCGCAGAGCCUGCAGCAGGAUGGCUUGACCGGGCCCCUACUGUGGCUCAUGACCUGCCUGCGCCGAGCUGCCACCGACCGCCAGCAGGCCCGCCUGGCUCAGCCAGUGCCGCUGGUGCCGCUUUCGGAGGAGAAUGAAGACGCCAUGGAGGAGCCACGGUUCCAACGUCUGCUGCGUGCUCUGGGCCUGAGGCCCCCAGCCAGUGAGCAGGAGUCUUUCUGGCGCAUCCCAGCGGCACUGAGUCCCCUGCAGCUGCGCCAGGCGGCCGCCUCCAUUGCCCAGGGGGACACCAGGGGGCUGGAGCCCGCAGAGGAGGAGGAGGAGGAGGCUGUGGGGGACAUGGAGCAGCGAGCCCAAGCCAUGUGCACCCUGCAGCUGGCCCAGAGCAAGCAGCUGGCACCAGGGGCCACGUCGUCCAGCCCGGAGCAGUCACCUGGGUCCGAUUCUGAGUGGGAAGACCCUGGCCCCUCUCAGCCCCAACCCAAGCGCAGGCGCUGGCUGGACAGUGAGGAGGAGGACGACCUAGGCAGCCCAGCUGCAGAGCCGGCCUGGGGGGACCCCAGGGAGCAGGAGCCGGCAUCCGGCAGGAGGAAGCACCUGCACAUCGAGGAUGAGGAUGAAGACUGAGGGCUCUGCCCCCACCCUUUACUGUCAGUUUUUUAUUCUGUUUUUAUUCCAGAGACUAUUUGAUAAGUCCUGUUUUUUCUCCAUGUUCAUAGUUAAAUAAACCCAUGUUGGAGCA
Gavialis gangeticus (Gharial) is the source of this 3948-nucleotide messenger RNA. RefSeq names its product timeless circadian clock (gene TIMELESS). The record is from RefSeq and is a predicted model, not a curated record. The transcript has 30 exons. Lineage: Eukaryota; Metazoa; Chordata; Crocodylia; Gavialidae. Gene Ontology annotation, molecular function: DNA binding. Bases 234 to 3833 code for a protein of 1199 amino acids. Gene Ontology annotation, biological process: DNA replication checkpoint signaling; replication fork arrest; DNA repair. Gene Ontology annotation, cellular component: replication fork protection complex.